This is a messenger RNA of Oncorhynchus keta (chum salmon), 312 nucleotides long. Its product is annotated as calglandulin-like. Gene Ontology annotation, cellular component: myosin II complex. The record is from RefSeq and is a predicted model, not a curated record. Gene Ontology annotation, molecular function: calcium ion binding. Lineage: Eukaryota; Metazoa; Chordata; Actinopteri; Salmoniformes; Salmonidae. The transcript has 4 exons.
AUGAGUAUGAAAUAUCGGACCAAUGCGCAGCGUGGAAAAGGUACCUUUAACCGUAGCUUCCUGGGUCUAAUGGCAUUGGCCCAUGAAAGAGCCAAAGGCCAAGAUGCAGAGCUACGAGCUGCUUUCAACGUGUUUGACAAAGAGGUCAAGGGAUAUAUCGAGUGGAAUACACUGAAGUAUGUGUUGAUGAAUGCAUCAGAAUCACUGAAUGAGUUGGAGGCAGAGCAAAUGAUGGAGCCAGAUAAAGAUUGAGAUGGAACCUUCGACUAUGAAGGAAUGGUGGCCAUGAUGACUGCAGACUCCUUCAAAUGA